AUGUCUGGAAAUAUACCGGAUAGGGGUCCUGGAGAUGGUGAAAGUGAUGUUGAUGGAGCAACAAAUACAACUAAGAAGCCACCAAAAGUUGGUGACAAGAGGAAGUCGGAGUAUUGGGGCCAUUUCUGGGAUGUUCUAGAUCCUACAACUGGUAAACUUGUGAGUGCUAAAUGCAAAUAUUGUCAUAAAUUAAUAACUGCGAAUACAAAUAAUGGCACAUCAUCUUUAAAAAAACAUCUGAAUUCAUGUAUGAAAUACCCGGCAAAUACUGAUAAAAAACAGAAGCUUAUCUCUGUUUUUAGACCUUCUCAAACAGAUAGUGCAACAAUCUCCAGUUGGGAAUUUGACCAAGAUUCGUGUAGGUAUGCUCUUGCAAGAAUGGUUAUUGUUGAUGAGCAACCAUUCUCUAUAGUUGAACGUGAUGGGUUUAGAUAUUUUUGUAAUGCUGUUGUUCCACAAUUUCAUUAUUCCUUCACGUUUUACAGUUGCAAGAGACGUAAAAAAGUUGUAUAUUUGUGA
Messenger RNA from Spinacia oleracea (spinach), 519 nucleotides. Its product is annotated as zinc finger BED domain-containing protein RICESLEEPER 4-like. The transcript has a single exon. Gene Ontology annotation, cellular component: nucleus. Bases 1 to 519 code for a protein of 172 amino acids. Gene Ontology annotation, biological process: regulation of transcription by RNA polymerase II. NCBI's taxonomy places the organism in Eukaryota, Viridiplantae, Streptophyta, Magnoliopsida, Caryophyllales, Amaranthaceae. The record is from RefSeq and is a predicted model, not a curated record. Gene Ontology annotation, molecular function: sequence-specific double-stranded DNA binding.